UGAUUGUAUAUUGCCCUUUGAAACCCUCAAGGGUUUUGUUUUAGGGUUUUUCAAGUGAAACCCGAUUACAGAAAAAGCACAAAAUCCAGAAGCUUAAAUCGCAUACAAGUCGUAAAUUCAAUCCACAGGUCAGUGACAUCUACAACAUAACAAUUUCCACUCACAAUGUUCAAUCUCAUCGGCAAAAACUUGGCAUUUCCUGUGUUCAAAACACCAUCGAUUAAUAGACUGUUUCCUCGCUCAUCAUGUUCAUCACCAGCAGCAGCAUCAGACAACUCAUUUACAGUUUCUUACCUCGUAGACUCAUGUGGAUUUCCUCCAGCCAAGGCGAUUUCAGCUUCCAAAUACUUGCACAUCAAAACCCCAGAUCGAGCAGACUCUGUGAUAACAUUUUUUAAGAAUCAAGGGUUCACAGAAACUCAAAUCUCAGAUUUGGUUCGAAAGUUCCCCAUGGCUCUCACAUGUAAUCCCGAAACAAAUCUUUUGCCGAAAUUCGAGUUCUUAAGUUCCAUAGGACUUUCAGAUUCUGAUAUUGUCAAGUUAUUAACUGCAAGACCCAAAGCCCUAGGCAGAAGCUUGAAGAAUCAUUUAGAACCUACCUUCAACUUACUUAGAGAUUUACUUCAAUCCGAUGAUAGAACACUCAUUGCAAUCAGGAGGUGUGCGUGGGUCUUGGAUUGGGAUUUCAAAGCAAAUGUGAUUCCAAAUAUGCAAAUAUUGCGUGAUGUUGGGGUGCCUGGAUCAAAGAUGUUGUAUCUGUUAACUUAUCAGCCUAGAGAUUUCUUAGUCACUACAGACCAGUUCAAAAAGGCUGUGGAGGAAGUUGUGGAGAUGGGGUUUGAUCCUUUGAAAUCAAGUUUUAUGUUAGCUGUUCAUGCUGUUAGAUCAAUGAGCAAGUCCACUUGGGAGAAGAAGAUGGAGACUUACAAGAAAUGGGGUUGGUCUGAAGACCAGAUCUUGCUAUCAUUUAGGACUGAUCCAUGGUGUAUGAUGAAAUCUGAGGAGAAAAUCGAUAAAGUGAUGGAUUAUCUUGUUAAUAAGAUGGGGUUUGAGACAUCACUUAUUGCAAAGAAUUCUGUAAUUAUUUCAUUGAGUAUGGAGAAAAGGAUUAUUCCAAGAUGUUUGGUUUAUCAAUAUUGUCUGGACAACGGAUUGAUGAAUGAUAAAAAUUACUGUGGUUUCUGCUGGUGGUUGAAGUGCUCGGAGGAUAUAUUUGUCAAGAGAUUGAAAAGAUAUGAGGAAGAAGCUCCAGGUGUUUUGAAAUUCUAUCAGGAAAAGUUGGAUCUUGCAAAAUGAUCUAGAUGGUAAUCUGUUCCAACUAUGUUGUAAUUGUUGUUGAUUCCUUUAGCAAAUCUAUCUCCUUGUUGAUGAUGAAGAUAGUUUUGAUAAUGUUGGCGUAUUUAAAGUAUAAAUUUACUUAGAGCA
Messenger RNA from Lactuca sativa (garden lettuce), 1425 nucleotides. RefSeq lists its product as uncharacterized. The record is from RefSeq and is a predicted model, not a curated record. Lineage: Eukaryota; Viridiplantae; Streptophyta; Magnoliopsida; Asterales; Asteraceae. Gene Ontology annotation, molecular function: double-stranded DNA binding. Gene Ontology annotation, biological process: regulation of DNA-templated transcription.